Messenger RNA from Gadus morhua (Atlantic cod), 3986 nucleotides. RefSeq names its product zinc finger protein 62 homolog. Gene Ontology annotation, cellular component: nucleus. The coding region runs from base 104 to 3616 and encodes 1170 amino acids. The record is from RefSeq and is a predicted model, not a curated record. The transcript has 7 exons. Lineage: Eukaryota; Metazoa; Chordata; Actinopteri; Gadiformes; Gadidae. Gene Ontology annotation, molecular function: RNA polymerase II cis-regulatory region sequence-specific DNA binding; DNA-binding transcription activator activity, RNA polymerase II-specific. Gene Ontology annotation, biological process: regulation of transcription by RNA polymerase II.
CUCCUUCCACCCCACUAGCACCGCAGGGUCGGGCGGAGAGUGACUCACAACCAUUUCAAGUUAAGACAUUUAUCCUCUGCUUUUGUCCCAUCUGAAUACCGAGAUGCAGAGCCCGAGUCCUGGUGAGAAUGAGGCCCAUCUCCCGCUGCCGUCCCUGCGUCUCUUCGUGCCGCCGCUGCGCCUGGUUUCAGCCGCCAUGUGGCAGGUGGUCCAGCGGGGCGACGUCCAGGGCUACGGGCUGCUGGAGGAGUUCAUCAGCACCGUCACGGACAUCGUUCCAGAACUCUUGAAUCCCGACCAGAAGGCCCAGCUCCUCUUGGGACUCCGAGCGAGGGUGGUUCUCGACCUCUGUCGGUCGGAGCAGAGCGCCGAGAGAGAGACCAUCGCGAUGCACCUGGAGCAUAUAAAGUCCUUAAUAUCCACAUGGACAGCACAGCCGUAUUUCGCAGAUGUGCAGUUCCCUGAAUCCAACUUCGUGAAUCAAAUUGAAUCUCUACUAAAGGAUCCCGAAGAGAAGGCAAAGUUCUUCCAGGAGGACUUCCCGGUGGACUUCGGUCCGGACUACGACGCCGCUCUCCAGGUGCUGGUGCUGGACUUCCUGUCCAGACUGGAGCGCCUGCUGCCGGUCCCAGACCUGCAGCAUACGGCCUCCCUGCUGGACGCGGUCCCCUCGGCUCUGGAGGAGUGCCUCCAGUCCGUCCCCGACCCCCAGCAGCUCCGGACGGUGCUCCAGUACCACGCCUCGCUCGGCCAGCCGGACCUGGACGACGAGUCCCAGUCGCUGCCGUCGUCCUUCGGGAACUGCAUCCUGUCCUCGCUGGCGCUGCCCCAGCUGGAGAAGCUGGUGAUCGACGCCGAGCAGUUCGAGCUGCGGGCGCCGUCGGAGCCCCUGCACGGCUGCGUGACGGUGCAGCUGGAGGGGGAGACGGUGACGCUGCUGGACUACAUCCAGAUCCAGACGCAGCCGGCCGGGAACGGCCGGGGGGAGGAGGAGGAGGAGGAGGAGGAGCCCGCCGAGGCCCCGCCUCCGGACGCCGGUGGGGGGCACGCCCCCGGGGCCGGGGACCACGACGACCCAGAGGACCACAACGAUCGAGAAGACCCAGAGGAGCACGGGGAUCUAGAGGAGCACGGGGACCUAGAGGAGCACGGGGAUCUGGAGGACCUGGGGGAGCUACAGGACCCGGGGGAGCUCCAGGACCCGGGGGACGAGGAGGGGCCCGACCCGCUGAAGCCGGCCUCCUUCCAGCCGCUGAAGCAGAGCAAGCGACUGCAGCUGAAGCGGCGUGCGCUGAGCGAGCGGAAGGACUCGCCCUCCCCCCCGGGGGGGAAGCGCACGCGCAGGAAGUACCCCAACGACAAGACGUGCCCCGUCUGCAGCAAGAACUUCCUGCGCGCCACGGCGAUGCGGCGCCACCUGGAGAUCCACUCGGACAACCGCCAGCUCAAGUACAAGUGCCCCAACUGCGACAAGCGCUUCCGGGACCAGUACGACAUGACGCGCCACAACAUGCGCGUGCACGAGCGCGACGAGGCGUUUGACGGGGAGGCCGAAGAGGAGGAGGAGGAGGAGGAGGAAGAGGAAGAGGAGGCCUACCCGGACGUCGCCGCCGCCGCCGCCGACUCCGGAGACGCUGGCCCGUCGGACGCCCCGGAGAGCAAACACUGCGCUCUCUGCGGGAAGUACUUCGCCCGGAGGGUGGACAUGGACCGGCACGUCAAGUCCCACUCGGAGGUCCGGCCGCACAAGUGCCCGUACUGCGAGAAGCGCUUCAAGCACCCGUACGUCCUGCGACGCCACCAGAAGGAGAUCUGCAAGAGCCGGAACCUGAAGCGCGCCGGCUGGGCCGCCGACGGCUCGGGGGAGCCGGGCGCCGACGCCCUGAGCCCCGCCGCGUCCCCCGCGGGGGCGGCGGCGCACAGCGAGGGCAAGGUGUGCCCCGUGUGCAGCCGCACGCUGCCCUGCACGGCGGACAUGGCCAAGCACCUGCGCUCGCACACGGAGGAGCGGCCGUACGUCUGCCUGGGCUGCGAGAAGGGCUUCAAGUACAAGGACACGCUGAAGAAGCACCAGCUGAUCCACGGCCACGAGGGCACCAGGGAGGAGCCCUGCCGCUCGCUGGAGGAGAUCCUGGCGCAGGUCGACCGCCAGGGCAGGGCCGGCGGCGGCGGCGAGGGGGCGGCGGCGGGCGUCCCAGAGCCCCGGGGCACACGGGCGCCGAAGGCGUGUCCGGUGUGCGCGCGGCCGUUCGACAACGUGAAGAACCUCAACAAGCACAUGCAGUGUCACACGGAGGAGCGGCCGUACCACUGCGUGCACUGCAAGCGGCGCUUCAAGCACAUGCACAGCCUGAAGCGCCACCAGAUCUACGCCAUCUGCCACAAGAAGAUCAUGCGGCUGUCGGCCAUGAAGAAGGAGCCCCGGGGCGCGGGCCCUGGGGGCCCCGACGACGACGACGGCGAGCCCCAGGGCCCGGCGCUGAAGAUCCCGGUGUGGUGCUCCAACUGCGGGCAGCACUUCGAGUACCCGGCGGCCCUGAAGGAGCACCAGGAGGCCACGUGCCGCGUGGAGUUCAAGGACGUGAUGCGCUGCGACGACUGCGGCAAGGAGUUCAAGAGCGUGACGCUGCUGAAGGUCCACCAGCGCAUCCACGCGCCGCUCUACUGCAAGGAGUGCGGCAAGAUCCUGGCCUCGGAGCCCGCCUUCGAGCGCCACAAGCUGAUGCACAAACCCAUUGGCUGCACCAUGUGCGACAAGACGUUCACGCUGCUGCGGCGGCUGCGCGAGCACUACGAGAAGCAGCACAACUUCACGGGGCCCUACCCGUGCACGCAGUGCGACAAGAGCUUCGCCCAGCUGCCCUACCUGGCGGUGCACGAACGCGUGCACAGCGGCGAGUUCCCGUACGCGUGCACGGCGUGCCCCGAGAAGUUCCGCUCGUCCAACUGCCUGACGGUGCACCAGCGCAAGCACACGGGCGAGAAGCCCUUCCUGUGCUGGCAGUGCGGCAAGCGCUACCGCUCGGCGUCGGAGCUCACCGUGCACAUGGGCACGCACUCGGAGGCGCGGCCGUGGGCGUGCGCGCAGUGCGCCGCGGCCUACCGCACCAAGCUGCAGCUCACCAACCACGUGGAGCAGGUGCACAUCGGCGUGCGCUACCCCUGCGACACGUGCGGCAAGCAGUUCAUGAAGGAGAUCUCGCUGAAGCGCCACGAGCUGACGCACACGGGCGAGCGGCCGCACCAGUGCACCGACUGCGGCAAGACGUUCCUGACGGCCAACGAGCUGCGGCUGCACACGCGCUACCACACCGGGGAGCGGCCGUACAAGUGCGACCAGUGCGGCAAGGCCUUCAUCCAGUCGGGCUACCUCAAGUCGCACAUGCGCAUCCACACGGGCGAGAAGCCCUUCAAGUGCGACAUCUGCGAGAAGGGCUUCCGGCUGUCGUACCACAUGAAGAAGCACCGCCGCACGCACUCGGGGAAGCCCAAGAGCCACGCCUGUGAGGAGUGCGGCCUGGCCUUCACGCACAAGAAGAGCCUGUACGAGCACGCCUUCACGCACGAGCCCAAGAUGGUGGCCUUCACUCAGGAGGUCCGCAUCGAGUUUCAGUAGUCUGGGAGGGGUGGGGCGGGGGGGGUGCACUUGUUGUUUGGGAUGUGGUUUGUCUGCCAACAGGGACUCUAUUUUUGGUUACUUUAGAAAGGGAGGAGAUUUAUGUGAAGGCUGUUGGGAAAACACAAGGCGGAUAAAGUAUGCUUUGGUUUAAUUUAUUUUUCUGGCGGGCGGGGACUUGUGGGAGAUUUAUUUUGGUUUGCGCUGAUGUGCUAUGCUAGCUGUGCAUGCUAGUGAUUUUUGUUUUGUUCUGGCUUUGUAUUCUAAAGCUGACAGGAUCUCUAUCAGGUGUACAUAUUGAAUUGAAUACAGCAAAGUAUUUUGGUUUAUCUAGCAAAUAAAUGAAUCUUAAAAUCAAACUUUGAAGUUA